This is a messenger RNA of Parasteatoda tepidariorum (common house spider), 2960 nucleotides long. RefSeq names its product C2 domain-containing protein aex-1. Gene Ontology annotation, cellular component: secretory vesicle. The record is from RefSeq and is a predicted model, not a curated record. Lineage: Eukaryota; Metazoa; Arthropoda; Arachnida; Araneae; Theridiidae.
ACGUGGAUGGAAUUGCGCAGAAUGAUGUAAACAAAAAAACUCCAGCAGCGUGAAUAGUGAAAGCAUCAACUGUCAUGACGAAAACUCGAGUUAGUGCUACCACCGACUUUUUCCGUUUCGACUGAACUUCCUUUGCGUACUAAAAACAUAAAGAAGUUCCGCGCGUGAAAAUUGUAUUUUGACGCCUACUUUUACCCGCAUGGUGCUGUGAGUAAACACUUUUAUGCCUUCUAGUCCUCGGCGAAUUACUAAAUUAACUUUUACCUGAACUAACAACUUACGCAGAAAUGAACGUCACACGCACAAACUCAGAAGAAUAUGACAGUAUUCAGCUUUGUAGCAUGAGCGAACUGUUGGAGAUAUAUUAUCAAAUGCUGAAAUCAGAAAUGAGUGUUAUUGUGAAAGACAUAAAAUUAAAUAGUUUCGAUGGAAAAUUACAAGAUAAGUACUCAUCAUUAUUGGUAGAUUUUUCAAAGAAGCAUGAAAUAACGCCAUUUUCUCAAUCCCUUGCAGAGCUAUUAACUCUUCUCGAGUGGAAAAACGAGAGAAACAACCCACAAGUUGAGGAUUCUGCUGUUUAUAAUUCAUUGUUGCAAUUGGAAAGAGUUGCAAAGUAUACUUCAUCCUGGGAAUUGUUUGAGAAAGAAUGCACGGGUCCUUUAAUAGAUAUUUCGACAUUCGAGAUGAACAUGCUUGAGCAAAAUCUAUCUAUGUAUUUAAUAGACUUACUGCGAGGAAAUCCUACUCAACCGCUAUUUUUUCCAUUAAAAGAUUUUCAAAAGUCAGAAGUUAUCAUUAAAUGGAGAAUUUUAGAGAAGAUCGCAACCAUUAACAUUACUCCCCGUAAAACAAUCUACAAGCAAAAACUAACAGACGAAUUAACUAAAAGGAUACAGAAUGAAGUUCGUAAUUGGUUGCAGAAAGAGUUCCAAAGUUUGAAACUGACUGGAAAGAAUACGGCGUUAAAAGAUGUGGAAUCGUUGACAAAAAUCAUUAAGGAAUUGAGAUCUCAAGUGACGAUAUGCAUCGAUGUCGUCUCAGCCGAAGGAACACUUUUUGAAGCAGCGUCUUGUUCUUACCUCGACUGCGUCUCCAAAACAAUCAAUGAAGAGUUGCGACCAGUUUGUCUCAAAAUUAUGAAGGCAAUGGACAUUUAUCAAGAAUAUCACAAAACUUUUCACGUUAACUUACGAGAUAGCUGUGUACUAUCGCAUGCUUUAUAUCGACAACUUAAGAGCCUUGUUUACUGUUUACAUAUAGAAAAUAAAACAUCAGAAAAUAUGGACUUCAAAAAUUAUAGUAGUAUUUUUAUGAAGUUGUUCAUGAAUUUACUUCACGUAAUGAAAUCUGAGUGUCAUCAUAGAAUUAAAAGGGCUGUGGACGAAUCAAAAGAUUUUUACAAUAAGGAAGAAGGCAUAUUAAGUUCAUCUGUGAUUGUUUUGAAUUGCUUCUGUACGGUAAUAGAUGAGUGGAAACACAUGGAGAUUUCAGAUGAAGACCUUCAAAUUGCAUUUUUAAUUAAAAUAGUUGAUAUUAUUUGUGAUGGAGCAAAAAUUUAUGCAGAAUCCUUAGAUGAUAGAUUAGAAAAAAUACUGCAAGUGAAAGAGUUAGAGUUCGUAAAAAUGUCUCAGGUCUAUAAUAAGGCUGUAAUUUUAGCAAACAGCGUUGAUCAUGUUAGAGAGUUUCUUAAAGAACUUUCCAUAAAGAUGCAGUGGGAGGAAUCACUGUCUUUGCUGAAUGAUGCUUUAGACUGUACCAUGAAAAAGCAAGUGCUGAGGAUACUGAAUUUAGUGCAUCAAUCCAUGGAUAUUCACUUGGAUCAUGUCAUCAUGAAAAUGUUGGACGAUAUGUCUGACAACCUCGUUUCUGUCUGUGAGAAACAGUUGAGUUCAUGGAUGAAUUCCCCCUCCUCAGGACAAGCCUACGAGAGAAUACAAAUUUACCUGAAUGAAUAUUUAGAAAAUCUCAAGGAAACAAUUAGAGAUAAUUUAUUUCCGAAGUUCCUAUCUUUGUUGUGGUCAGCGGUCUUGAACUACGCACAAAAAAGGUUUUUAGAAGGUGAGCCGCCUGAGUAUGCAGAAUCUCUGAAAAAAGAUAUCGAGUACUUCCGAGAAUACUUUCUAUAUAUAGGCAUGUUAGAAUCAGAUUCUUACAAAGCUGUGUGGCAACAAAUAAUGUCCUUAAUAGAUUUAAACUCAAAAUCCACUGUUGAUUUGCAACUGGAUUACUAUACACACAUUGCCGAAUCGUUAGUCUCUCCUGUUGAAUAUCUUGGUCACAUAGCAUUCCAAGCUGGUUACAAGAUAACUGGACAAGACACCAUCGAUUUAUACAUUAACGUGCAAAAGGGUCAACGACUACCAGCUAGAAGCUUCGAGAUGUCUGAACUCCAUGUGAAAUUGGCGUUGUGCCCGUCUUCUAUGUUCCCAAAUCACGUGCCUUUAAAAACUGCCAUCGUGACAGAAGAUUUAGACAAUCCUGUAUUUAACGAAUUAUUUCAAUUCUCAAAACUCCCAACGAAAGUUCUGAGUGUGAAAGGAGCUGUUGUACAGGUCCAUGUUUUAAACCAAGACAGCUCAUACAGUGCCGAGGCUGUGCUGUUAUUGAAGCAAGUACAAAACAUGAGUGGAUUUACUUCAUUGGAAUUUUUACCUGUAUAUUUAAUGCCACUUAAAAAGUUCGAAAUGAGUGAAAUUUCUUUUCAAGUGCUGGAGAGUCGAAGUCGUUGGGAUAAAAGCGCCAAACAUUUCAUAAACAGUCGUAUGAAAACGAAAGGACAACAAAAAACAUUACUGAGUUGUAUUCCUGGAAAAAACUCAUGUUUUCUGUGAUAUUGAGACACGUUUUUCUUAAACGGAGUUUUUAAAAUUAUUUUUUUCAUUAAUGGUAUUGCAAAUACAUGAAAUACAAAUUGUUUUUAUAAUACAAACGAAUGUUGAAUAAAGUUUUUUUUAGUAGUU